Molecule: messenger RNA, 585 nt
Organism: Pochonia chlamydosporia 170
Lineage: Eukaryota; Fungi; Ascomycota; Sordariomycetes; Hypocreales; Clavicipitaceae
Exons: 1
Coding region: 1-585 (194 amino acids)
Source: RefSeq, a predicted model, not a curated record
AUGUACAUCUUCAAAUUAAACCUCCUGCUGUGCACCCUCACCUUCCUCCUACUCCCCCUAUUCAUCAACCCAUCCUCCUGUUUCAUUCUAAACCACACAUUCGAAGACGGUCUCUACCAAUUCCAAUGGGGCAAAGCCGGGGACUCGAAAAGAAUACCCCCCAACAUCACCCGCUACUUCUUCGACGACAGCGACUCCAUCCCAUACACGAAAGGUCUAAGCAACAUCGACAAGCUUUUAACCAAGAGAGAGUGCCGCCUCGAGCCCGGAACCCUAGACGAGGACGACAGGAUACUCGCGACGCGCGCCCUGAUGAACUGGUGCGAGCAGAAUAGCCUCAAGUCAAAGUCUGUUGUCCUCUCCGUCGUCAAGAACGUGAUAGUCUACGUGUCGUUCUGGGAAUGGGGCCGCAGGGACUUUAGCCUCGCGAAUGAGGGUUACUGCUCGGCCAAGGAUCUUCAAUACGCUUUUGAUCAUAUGGAUGAGAAGUGUGGACCGGGCAGCACGUCAGUCAUGUAUACCUUUAUUUUGAACAGGUAUUUCGGUCGCUGCCGAAGAAUGGACAACAUGUUCUGGGGUGGGUAG